Tachysurus fulvidraco (yellow catfish) is the source of this 4108-nucleotide messenger RNA. Its product is annotated as interferon alpha/beta receptor 1a-like. Lineage: Eukaryota; Metazoa; Chordata; Actinopteri; Siluriformes; Bagridae. Gene Ontology annotation, molecular function: protein binding; interferon receptor activity. The transcript has 7 exons. Bases 115 to 1080 code for a protein of 321 amino acids. The record is from RefSeq and is a predicted model, not a curated record.
AGGGGGAAGUACGCGCGGAAGUGGUUCAAGCGUGUUUGUGCACAAUCAGCUGUAGUUAACCCGCAUUUGGGUUCUUGUACAACACGUGAUGCAGGUGUAAAACUAUGAGCAAGAAUGUCACAGCACCUGGACCUACAGCUCAGUCUGCUGUUCACAAUGACUCUGACCGUCUCAGCCUCUUUGCCAGCCCCACAACAGGUAAAAAUGAUUGCACAGGAGGCAAACUACAUGCUUUAUUGGGACUGUAAUUACGCACAGCUGGAAAACCCAAUCACCUUCACUGCUGAAUAUACCUACUAUCGUGAAAGAAAUGAUGAGGGAUCGUAUGAACGUGUGUGUGAAGGUUCCCCUGAGUGUCGCUGUGAUUUCACACACUGUGGGCUGCCUUUUUUAGCAUCAUUUCAGAUUAGAGUCAGAGCUGAGGCUGGGCUCCUACGUUCCGAGUGGGCGAUGGUGAAGUUCACGCCUGAUGAGGAAGUGAUAUUAAUGCCACCCCAAGUGAAUGUGACAACAGACAAAGACGUGUUAACACUUAUGAUUUCCAAGUCAGUCUUGAGCGACACGAUGAUGAUUCAAUACAGAGUGCAGUACUGGGAGAAGCUUAAACCUGAAGAGAAACACAUGGAAGUUUACACCAGUCCACAUUUUCCACUGAGCUCACUGAAAUCCUGCACUGAAUAUUGUGUGCAAGUUAGCAUCUUCAGCCCCUUUAACAAGAGAAGCAAUUACUCAUCUCCACAGUGUAAGAGAAUGACAGGUUGCCCCUUCGCAUGGCUAGGGAUUCUCUUUGCCAUUCCUCUUUUUGGAGCUUUUGUAUGUCACAAAUGCAGAAGAACAUACUCGGUAUACACAACACCUGAGAGCAUACUAGCAAUUUCAUCGACUCCGUCACUCCUAGGAGUGCAGGAAGAGCAUUGGACAGUAGCUCAUGUGAUCACACCUGCCAUAGAGCCCAAAAACACGGUGGAGAAAGAACAGGAACAGGAAAACACAGCAGAACCUCAGGCUCCUAAGUCAAUAGGCCAGUGGAGUAAUGGCUCAGUGCAGGACUCUGGCUUCAGCUCUGGAUUAGAGAGCUGACCAGUUACAAGAAGCUCUACAGAAAGUCUCCAGUUACAAACAGAAGACCUCAGAGAGUUUAAUGUAUGAGGCCCUUCCGGUCCUGCAUAGUAUAUGUUUUGUUUUUCAGGGUCCUUAAAAACAAAGGCAUGCACUAUAUGUUUACGGAAAUCUGGGAAGAGUGCAGGCACACAUAUGCUUCCGUCAUCCAUUUACAUGAGCUCACAGGGGAAUAUCUGGUCUCUGAUUGACAGAAUAGAGAUUAGAUUAGUUCAGGUUAGCCUCAGAUUCCUGUUCUUUAGGAGAGAAACCUGAUGUGCUCUUCUGCUGUUGUAGCUCAUCCACCUCAGGUUUUGUUGAUGAUGCUUGCCUAGAUGAUUUUCUGCUCACUACGGUUAUGAAGAUUACAGUUUUUCUUGAUUGCUAAGACACAUUUCUUGAAAGCUGCUCUCCUUUUCUCUAAAAUGUGAACACAAAACCCAAUUCUCAAGCUACAUUCACAAAACCUCAGACUCUCCUUGCGAAACCACACUUUCACCUCAAAACAGUUCAAUCUGUGCUCAAAACUGAACUAUGUUGUCAAACCCUGAGUCAAUCAAAAUUAAAAUUCACUACGGAACAGUCACUAAUCACUACAUAGAAAAAUAGAAAACACAAUGCUCAGGACAUGAAGCUGGAGAAAUAAAUGUUUAUUGUUCACUGUAGGCUAAAUGCAUGUUGCAAAACAAAAAAAACUGUGCAUUUAGCACUUGUACAAAAAGACAACACAUAAAUCUUGUGCAUUUGCCACUUGUGUACAGUAAGCCCAUGUAAAAAUAAAGUACAAAAAUACACAAAUAAGUGCAUUACUCAGCCACAGCAUCAUGUCGCCGUACUGGGUCAAGCCACAGGACUUCAUCCACAUCACAGGCCACAUUUUGUCUGGCCAGGCAACGGGGGAAAAAACCCUGGCAUGCCGUAUCCAGGCUUGGCAUGCCUCCACACCUAUGUCACCACAGGCAAGUCCCAUGGCUUGCAGGAGAUGUACCCUGGUGUACGGUUGGCGUUCAUAGACCUUCCACCGCCAUGAGGAGAAGAAUUCCUCAAUGGGGUUUAGGAAAGGGGAGUACGGUGGAAGACAAUGAUUGAUAAAACCUUGGUUCAUAUUGAACCACUCUCUAACCUCGAAUGCUCUGUGGAAACUCACAUUGUCCCAAACAACAACAUAGAUGGGAUGCUCAUCCUGCUGCCCUGACAGAGCAUCUCAUAUGCAAUUGAGGAAAAUGAGCUGGUGAGUGUUGUAGAGCCCCAGUUUGGCAUGAUGGUGGACAACCCCAUGAUUGCUGAUGGCUAAUGUGACAUUGCCAGCACGCUGCCCAGGAACACCAACAAUGGCCUAAUGGCCAAUCACAUUACGACCUCUCCUUUUGGUGAGAUUAAACCCAGCUUCAUCCAUGUACACGUAUUCAUGGGGUCUUUCCAUUGCAUCCAGUUGAAGAACCCUCUGUAGAAAUAGAUAUAGUUUUGUGAGUGAUAUGGAAAAAGUGAUUUAGGCCACUACAGUAAAUGACUACUUCGAGUAAUCAACAUUGAAUGUGUCUAGAUAUAUGCCAACCUGUACAUACUGGAAUCUUUGCUCUUUGACUCUGUCUGAGUUGCUAUCAAAGGGCACGCUGUAUAGCUGUUUCAUGCGCAGUCUGUUGCGCUUGAGGACACGAUCAACAGUAGAGAGGCUGACACUGUUGAUACCCUCAAAAUUUACAUGGUCCUCAAUGAUCUUCUGCUGAAUUUCAGUUUAAUGGCAUUGUUCUCACGGACUAUAUCAACAAUUAGGGUCUCGGUGUGGGGAGAACAUACCUGUCCUCCCACCCCCAUGUGGCAGUCUUUCAAUUCUAAAAAAGAGAUCAUGGAGUUACAAAAAAUAUACAUGGAAUACUAGGCUUAGAAACAGUUAGACCAACCCUCCAUUACAAUACUACAGUACAUUGGUACAGUGAUGUACUGAAACAUAUAUUUACUUACAGUAUACUGUGGUACAGUAUAUAGUAUGCCAUACAGUAAUUGCUGUCAACAUUUACAUACUGUACUAUAAUGUCAAAAAAAAAAAAAAGGUAAUUACCUGUUCUCUUCUCUAAAUCUUCGGAUUAUGGUGGACACAGUGAAUCUACUGAUAUACUGAUUUGGUUGUACCCUUUGUCCAGCCUCCCUCAUGCUCAUACCAUGGACAAGAACAUGGUCAAUCACAGUAGCUCUGAUUUCACUAGAUAUUACUGUUCUUUGUCUUUGCUGACCACCUCGACCUCCUCUCACACGGACUCUUCCUCUCAGACUUCUAUCCAUUGUAGGGUCUCACAAACCAGUGCUCUCUGAACUGGCUUGCUGUAUAUGUUCCCUCACAUUAAUAGCCAAAAGUGUGAUCAAUUUUGAGUUGUUGUGUUCAAGCGGUGACACCUGUGCUUUAAUUGUGUUUGACUUUUGUCACCUGUGCUCACCAUUAUGCAGCACGGGAGCAUCACAAUGAAAAUGUUUUGCCAAGUUGUGUCUAAACAGGUGAAAAGUGCUUAUGGUUUUGUCAAAAGAGUGAUUGAUUCAAUCGGUGGGUUCAGGCAACUGAGCAUUUGGUUCAGACAAUAGGGUUUAGUGUUUUAGCAAUUGAGAAAAACUGAAUUGAUAUGAGUUACAAAAUCUUUCCUGGAAAUUUGGACUCUAGCCAUUUGUCUGAUCUUUCUCAUUAACAUGGUGUUUCCAUUCACAGAACAGUGUAUUUUCUUUUUGUUUUGCUCCAUUUAGUAUAAACUAAGUAGUGUCUGAAAUAUCAAAAAUGUACAGGAAUCUGACAUUUCCUUCAUUGUGGUGUACGAUGUGAGCAUUAACCGAAGCUCUCAAGCUGCAUCCCCACGGUAUUAUGCAUUGUGCUGCUGCUAAAUGAUUGACUGAUUAUAUAUAUAAUACUUGUAAAAACGUGUUCACAUAUUAUAGGUGUCUUUCCUACAAAUUUGUAAUUAUUAGUUCACAAUACGAUAAAUAAAUAUAUGUAAUAAUAAUAAUAAUAAUAAUAAUAAUAAUAAUA